CCGGCGUUUGCGCCCCAGGCCAAGGGCACGGCAGUCGGUGGUCGGCCGGCUCCGCGGGAAGCCGGGCCAGCUGCGCGAGCCCUGGGGACCGUCCGACCCGGGAAGUUGCGUCUGUGACAUCAGGGGCAGAUCGGGUUGCAGCGAACCCUCAAGUAUGCGAGGCGCCGGCCGGCGGCAGGGCAGGGCGGGCAGGGCGCACCCGGGGCGCUGCGGCAGGUAGGCGCCGCUGGCCGCGCAGUCCUGGACGCUGAGGAGCCCCCACCUCGCCCGCCCGGUCGCUGUCACUCCAGGGAGCGCGGGACAGAUCCCAGCCAAGGAAGCCCCCUGCGCCCAAAGAUUUUAUCCCAUUUUGGAGAUGAAGAAAAUGAGGCCCCAAGCAGCUGAGUGACUUUCCCCAGGACACACACUGAGGGCUUCGAUGGCAUGCUCAGGCCCAGAGCUGAAAGAGGAAUAAAUUCCAAGUGGCCGAGGCUGUGUCCUCCGGGGCCCAGGACUUGCUCGCGAGUGACUUGGCCGUGAGCCCCACACAGCCCAGCACCAUGGAGAGAGUCAUCACCUUCUUCAACUCUAUCUGGGACAUCAUCGUGACCAAGCACCAGGAGGGCAUCUUCAACACCGUCUGCCUGGCCAUCCUCCUGGGGCUGCCACUCGUCGUGGUUCUCACGCUCAUCUUCAUCUGCUGCCACUGCUGCUGGAGCCGGCCAGGCAGGAGCAGACCGCAGCCGGCGCAGAACAAGAGGAAGAAGAAGAAGAAGGAUGAAGAAGACCUCUGGAUCUCUGUCCAGCCCAAGCUUCUCCAGAUGGAGAAGAGGCCAUCGCUGCCUGUCUAGCUCCCUCUGGGGCCAAGCCUCCUCCCGUCCCCACAGAGACGAGGGAGCAGGAAUCCCUGGAGAGACGCACUCCUGUCCCCAGACUACCUACUCCACCAGGGAACCAAUCUCAGAUUCAGUGUCCCCACAGAGGGCACUCCCCAGGGAGCACAUGGACGUGUCUUGCUCUGUCUUGGCCACUAUGUGUCCAGUAGCCAUGCCUCUGACGGCGACCCAAGCAUGCAUUCCACCUGCCUCUGCACACCCCAUACCCCAAAGCACCAAGAACGUGAGUCUGUCCAUCUUGACAUAGCUUCCCCGUGUACCCACACACAUCACCCGGGCAGAUUCAGGCAACGGCGCAAGGGCAAGUCUAUUCUGCUCAUCUGAUGGCUGUUGACUGUGGGCUCCAGGCCAGCAGCGCAUUACACACACUUGCAGAAAUGCCUGGUGGGAAGGCGUGGCUAGACUCAGGCACUCAGACACAGUUGUGCAGCUAGGCAAGGCCCCCACGCACUGUCUGCUCCGUAUUUCAGUCAGGUGGGAGACGUUGCCUCCCGAUUCCUGUACCUACCCUGCCUUUCACUGGAGAGUCUGGCAGCCUGGCACUGCCCCUAUUCCAGUGCAGACUGACACAGACACACCAAGUUCCUGUGCUUCUGACCCUUCACCUGUGCCCCUGUAAAGUCUGAUGAUCAAAAUUCACUGAAAGCUC
This is a messenger RNA of Ictidomys tridecemlineatus (thirteen-lined ground squirrel), 1524 nucleotides long. Its product is annotated as KIAA0040 ortholog. NCBI's taxonomy places the organism in Eukaryota, Metazoa, Chordata, Mammalia, Rodentia, Sciuridae. The record is from RefSeq and is a predicted model, not a curated record.